AGAGUAGUGUUUUCAUUUUGGGAGGAAUAAAAAAAGAAUGGAUUUCUCGGAUUUAAAUGAUAGCGAUGCGGGAGAUUCAGGUUGGACAAUGUACUUAGACCAUUCUUCUUCUGUUUCACUUCAUCAUUUUGAUUAUCACAAUGGAGACACAAAACAAGAACAUGAUGAUGAUUCUUCGAUGGUGUCGGAUGCAUCUUCCGGGCCUCCAUAUUAUUGCGAAGAGACCGUCCCUGAAGAUCUUCUCCAACAAAACACGCAAUAUUGGUGCAAGAGCAAGAGCAAGAUCAAGAACAAGAACAAGAACAAGAACAAGAACAAGAAGAAGGUUCAUGAAGAACAAGGAUAUAGUGAGAGAUUUAAUUCUUCCCUUGAUGACACAGCUAGUUCAUUGCCAGUUGUAGAAGAAGUUUCAGCGCAUAAGCAACAUCGAGAUCAAUAUCAACAGUUUGAUGAUUUCUCUCAAAACUACUCUACAAGAAGAAUAUUCAAGGGAAAAUUUAACUCUGGUUUUCUACAACAAGCAUUCCCGGUUGAUAAAUUAGGAUUGGAUAAUCAAGGUUAUGAUACGUCUAUUUUUUUUCUCUCUAGCCAUAAUACAUAAACAGAAAUGCAUAAAAUCUCAUUCAUGGGUCGGUGUCGGUUUACUUAAUAUUUGUAUAAUCAUAGAUAUAUAGCUUGACAAUAUGUGUAUUUGCAGGUGGUAGUAAUCAGAGGAAGAGGAGAGGAUAAAGAAUGAAAUUUGAUAUAUAUAAUUUAGUUUCAUCUCUCAAAAGUUGGAAGUUAGGGGGGGAAAAAAGCAGAAGGAACACCUUCUCUUCCUUUAAUGUGUUUUGCUAUCAUAUGUACAUUGUCUUUAAGAAAACCAUGUGGUUUUUCUUUUUUCAAUUAAUAUGAUAAAUCCUAUUAAAUAAACACUAGAAUUUGAUAUGAAAUUUCAACGUACAUAUA
Molecule: messenger RNA, 948 nt
Organism: Arabidopsis lyrata subsp. lyrata
Lineage: Eukaryota; Viridiplantae; Streptophyta; Magnoliopsida; Brassicales; Brassicaceae
Exons: 3
Coding region: 38-601 (187 amino acids)
Biological process (GO): cytokinin biosynthetic process
Source: RefSeq, a predicted model, not a curated record